Molecule: messenger RNA, 1752 nt
Organism: Canariomyces notabilis
Lineage: Eukaryota; Fungi; Ascomycota; Sordariomycetes; Sordariales; Chaetomiaceae
Product: p53-like transcription factor
Exons: 4
Coding region: 1-1752 (583 amino acids)
Biological process (GO): positive regulation of transcription by RNA polymerase II; meiotic cell cycle
Cellular component (GO): nuclear chromosome
Molecular function (GO): DNA-binding transcription factor activity; DNA binding
Source: RefSeq, a predicted model, not a curated record
AUGGCUAGUUUCGGUUCCAUGCCGGCCUUAUCGACCGGAGCCGCCCCGGGUUCAGAUGCCGUGAGGCUGGAUGCCUCGGGCAUGGACGCAUUCGAUCCGAACAUGGCUUUUGAUGAGUCGCUCCUUUACCUCCCUGCAAGCGACCCCGUCCACGGGCUUCCAAAUCUCCCCUACACUCCAACCGGCUACGAAUUCGAGACUUUUGGCACUACCUUUGACGACCCCUUUUCAUACCCGGCCCGAGGCUUUGACGGCACAACCAUCGGUGCAUUAGACGCCGACGCCUACAAUGGCGAAGUCCUGUCCCCACAAGACCUCGACAACAAGCUCCUGGGCUUUGGCCCGCCCAUUCCCGGCAAGGCCACGCUGAUUGGUGAGGCUGGCCAGUUCGUCGAGCCAAACAUGACGGGCGAGCUGUACGGCAUGUUCUUCGUUGCCGAGGAUGUCUUCGGCGCCGACCACAACACGGGCCGCCCGCUCGAGCUGACGUGCUAUCGCCGAAACUUGUGGCAAAUCUCGGGCCAAAUCACGCUGCCGCGUCAUGUGGCGCACUAUGUGGACGACCAGGGACGGCAGGAGCCCGCUGUCGAGCUGGCGGCGUCCAUCUCGGCGAUCGAGAGUAUCGAGGGCAAGGCCACCGAAAUUAUCACGAUUCCGUGGAAGAGCAGUAAUGCGGCGUUAGUGGCCGAAGAACCGAAGAUGCCCAGCCCGCCGCCGAUUGUGUCACUUGAUCUGAGCAGCGGACAGGAGGUGGAUGGUAGUCAUGUGUCGGUGCCCGUGUCGUGGAAGAGAUUGCAGUUCAAGCAUGCCACGGCAAAUAACGGCCGCCGAAAGGGCCUACAGCAGCACUACGUGGUGCAAAUUAACCUGCUGGUGAAGACGAAGAAUGGGGAGCACCUCAAGGUCGCCGAGAUCCAGUCCGGGCCCGUCAUCGUACGAGGCCGCAGCCCUAGAAAUUUCGACGGCCGUAGGGACGUGCCCCUGUCGGGGGAUAGAAGGGCGAUGGAGAGAAGGGCAACUGACGGGUCCUACGGCCCUGCCGGAGGCAGCUCAAAGCAGCACCAGAAUAGUCAGCACGCAAAGGAAGAGCGCCCGGAGACAGCACAGAACUCUCAACGCUAUCAUUCGGUGGGAAAUGCCCAGACAAACUCCGAAUGGUCAACGCCUCGCCCCUUCCCCACGCCCAGCCCGCAGCAUCCAAGCAAGAAAAUGGCCAUUUCCUCUCCUAGUCUUCAACGCCCGCCAGUACCAUCCUGGGGAGCGCUAGACAGCUCCUCUGUCGGCAUGGGAAAUAGUUUUGUCAACAAUUACAAUAACAACAGCAACAACAACAUACACACACCAGCAGCCUCUGCCUCUUCUGCCGCCACCAGGUCCCAACGGAGCACCACUGCUCCCGCUGCACCCCAAACGCUCCCAAUCAACCUCUCCCUAUCUGAAGACGAACGUAGCCCAAAUAGGUCCAACUCGGCCGAUAGCGCGCAAAGCCCCCAGUUCACCAAGACCUCGGCGUCGCAUUCUGCCAGCGGACAGCAAGGCCACGCAGCUUCGGGGUCUCAAAACGCUACUCUGACCAGCCCGCUGGAGCCGGCGGAUAUGUUGUACGAGUAUUUCCCUCUUAGUUUGGACGAUUGGAUGCCCCCCGUGGACGCCAUCUACCGCCCGCACGUGGUCCAUCACAUUGUUAUCCCGCCCGAAGUCAAGGCGCAGCAGAUGAGAAGCAAGACCAAAAGGUACUUUGCCGCCGAGUAA